GAGAAAUACUAUACCUAAUUCAUGUUGAUUGAGGCAGCUACAGGUUUAUGUAUACUUUCCAUAUCGUUCCCAUAAAUCCAUUUCAUUAAUAUAAUUAGAAGCAAUUAUUUCACUCCACUUACUCUUUAUCAUAAUAUAACAUUACCUUUAUUUCAUCUAAAACCACUUCUUGAACCAUUUCUCUUUAAAGCUUUAUUUUCUGUAAUUAAAUGUUAAGUGUAAAUUUUAGCUUUGCUAUCAGAAGUAAAAAAUGACUAGCGGUGCAUCUUCUCAUCAACAAGCAAAAACAAAUCAACCUUUAUCACCUAAGGAGUUUUUUCAUAAGCUUUACGGCGAUUUAGAUAAUAAGCCUUGUCAAGAAGAAGUCAAACACACAUCGGCAUCCAUUAAAACCAUUGACAACGAGUUGAUUACACCAAUACCAAUACUAGCGCCAUCGACUUUACCUUUUCUUCUACCUCAUGCUAGCGAAUCACAGUUAGCUGUAGCUGCUGCGGGUUUAUCAGCCUUCCUUGCUAGAAGGCGAAGGAAAGAAGGAAGACCACGACGCCAAAGAACAACUUUUAGCAGUGAUCAAACAUUGAGAUUGGAGAUAGAAUUUCAAAAAUCAGAAUAUAUCAGUCGGGGACGGAGAUGUGAACUAGCGGAAUCGCUUAGGUUGUCAGAAACGCAGAUAAAAAUUUGGUUCCAGAAUAGGAGAGCUAAGGACAAAAGGAUAGAAAAGGCACACAUUGAUCAUCAUUACAGAAAAUUGCUGGGUGUGCUUCCUACAAGUAUAUGUCCUAUAUGCGCGGACAGUCCAUGCUAUCAUGCAUCCCCAUUAUUACAAAACCAAUAUAAUGUACCUCGCACCAAUAGUCUGCAGUACGAAGACGAAAUAAAUAUUCAAAAUGAUCCAUAA
Molecule: messenger RNA, 901 nt
Organism: Diorhabda sublineata
Lineage: Eukaryota; Metazoa; Arthropoda; Insecta; Coleoptera; Chrysomelidae
Product: homeobox protein rough-like
Exons: 3
Coding region: 251-901 (216 amino acids)
Biological process (GO): regulation of DNA-templated transcription
Molecular function (GO): DNA binding; DNA-binding transcription factor activity, RNA polymerase II-specific
Source: RefSeq, a predicted model, not a curated record